AGUUUACUAAGCCAAGCCAUUACUAGAAUACCUUUGUGGACUAUCACAGGGACGUGGGAGGAUGGCCAGCACCACCAGUUCCACCUCAGAUGGGGAUAAGCAAAAACUCAACACUCUCCAGGCUUCUGUAGCCCCUCAGCAGGGAAUGGAACCAGAGCGCUCAGGAAAGGAAAGUGACCAUGGGGAAAAAGUAAAAAUGCCAGCACAAGGCAAAGUGGAGGAUCAGAUCAACGAUGAGCACCUCCGUCGCAUCGAGCGCAUGUUCAGAGAGGCAGACGUGGAUGGUGGAGGGGGGUUGAGCAUUGCGCAAUUCCGUGAUGCAAUGAAGAAGGUCAUGGGCGAUGUUGAUGAUGAGAAUUUGGAUAUUAUUUUUAUGAAGGUUGACGCCAACUGUGAUGGCAGUGUGGACUGGGAUGAAUAUCUGAACUACAUGCUUCUAGAGUACAGAGUGAAACACUCACUGCAGAAGAAAACUAGGCCACUCUAUUUCCCCAAACCACUUAAGAUUUUACAAACUGGACAUUGUGAGAUUAUAGUCAGCUUGCAGUUCCACUCCUUCCUACCCCCUGUGGGGGAGAAGAAGGGUGACUCUGGGGAGCAAGAAAGGUUCUCAGGGGGCAUGUCGGGUCGCACUCAUGGAGGACGCUACAUAUCAGUUAGCCACGAUGGAAUCCUGAUCUUUUGGAGCGAGAGGUUCAAGAUACAGCGCACCAUCCAUAUUGGGCAGAUGCCGCACACGAUUGGACAGCCUGUUUGGGUUUCAGAUAUGGUCUGUCUGAGCAACAUUAACAUGCUCUCCAUCUCCUCCACUGGUCGAGAUGUAGAAUUCUAUGACAUCAGUGCCAAUAAGUGUGACAUAGUCUUCUCCCUGUCGGAGCUAGAGGCCAACGUGAUCGUAAUGGACUACUGGACAGAUGGCAGGAAAGCUAUUUUCUGCAUAGGCGUUACCAGUGGCGCCAUAUUUAUUUUUAUCUCCUCCGAUGUGGUGCAGAAUGGCCUCUUCGACAGCACCGCCUUCAAGACAGGAUGCAAUUACCGGAUUCCAGUCACAGCACUGCUCAAAAACACCUCUAGUUUAUUUCUCUGCUGUAGAGUUCCCAUUCAUAACGAUUGGGUCUACCAGAUGCGCUACAUCCCGGAGUUGAACUGUAUUGCCACCUGCUGUGCAGCAAACCAAGCUGCCAUGAUACUGACAACUCUGCCUCACUCUUUCAAGUGUAAAGUCCAAACUGCACACUUUCACCAGAAGAAGGGCAUACAAUGCUUCGACUACUCACCUGACCUCAACAUACUGGUGACGGGAGGUUUUGAUAGGGUGGUGAGAGUCUGGAACCCCUACCUCACCAAUAAGGCCACAUCCCACAUGAAGGGUCAUGCUGCUGGCAUCACUCACAUUGCUGUCAACGGCAAAGACAACCAGAUCAUUAGUGUGUCCAAGGACAAGAAUGUGCGUGUCUGGGACCUGCUGGACUGUACCUGCGUCCAGAACAUCCAUUCCAGAAAUGUCAAUUUGGGCCGCUCUUCCAUCUCCAGAAUCUACUACAACCACACCAGUAACACCAUGGUCUCUAUGUGUAUUGUUGCGUCUUGUUGUGUAUGUGUGGUGCAGGUUGGGGUUUUGCAAGGGACCAUAGAUGAGGUGGACAGUUCCCAACCCAAAACAGUAACAUCACAUGAACAGCCACUCUGUGCUGCACUCUACAACCCCAAUUUCAAACAGGUGGUGAGUGGCUGCCAUGCAGGGGUGGUGAGUGUGUGGGACAUCCAGACAGGAGAGAAGGUAAUGCAGUUCCAGACAAUCCCUGAGCGGCCAGCAGAGAUCACUGCGAUGGCUUUUGAUGAAUUCAAACGCCGCCUUAUCACAGGCUCAAACAAUGGUACCAUACGCCUCUGGAACUUCAACAAUGGAGCUCUACUCUCUGAAAUUUCCCUGGUGGAUGAUCAGGAGGUCACAGGGAUUAUAUACAUCAAUGAGAGGAUCUAUGUGUCAGGCUGGGGGAAAAAAGUCAUGUGGUAUCUUGAUGCCAAAGAGGAGGAUGAGAUAGAGUACCGUGUGUGGAAUCAGUACCACUCUGAGGACAUCUACUCCAUGCAUGCCCACAGCAGCAAGAUGCUGGUGACCGCCUCCUACAGUGGUGACAUCAUCGUCUGGAACAUCGAUUCGGGUCAAGCCUUUUGCCGCUUCAACGCAAGCGAAAGCCCGUUGCCAUUAAUACCCAUACGGGUGAGGGACAAAGCGAGACAAGGGUCAGUUCUGAGGCCAAAUGCUUGCGUGGAUGAGUCUGAGAAGGAAUCUGAGGAUGAGGAUGAAGACGAUGUGUGGUUACGCUCCAUAUCUGUCUUCCUGAAAGCCAUGAGUCAGUCUGUCGACCCUCAGGUUCGACAACUCACCACUGAAACCACCCCCACCAGCAUCUUAGAGGGACGCAGAGGUAGCAUUCAAAUUCCAGUCUCAGCCUGCCUGCCCCAAGCCCCCUUGGUUAGAGAAGCACGGAUGACGAGAAGGGGUGCACUGGCACACAAAUGCAAGACCAAGAAACCCAAAAUCAACAACAUGGAGGAGCUGAACAAGCCUUGUUUUGCAGUGGAGAAGGCACUGUUCCUGUCCACCCGAGAGCGCAGCCCUGACACUGCAGUUCUGCUCACUAGCUCAGCAGACGGCUAUAUCUACGCCUGGUCUGUAUACCUUAGUGGGGGGCUACUGGCAAAAUUCCGUGCAAGACACAAAGAGGGCUCGAUCGUCACUGCCAUGUCCACUGAUAGCCAGAAUCAGAUCCUGCUCUCUGGGCACAGCAACGGGUACAUCAUGGUGUGGGACAUUGAAAAGUACUGUUACCGUAUGUGGAGCGAGAAAAGCGAGGAGAAACCAGCAAAGGAGAGCACUUUGCGUCUGCCGGACCUCAUACCCCACUACUGUAGAGUACAGGACCCACCAAGAGUGGUGCUGGGGCAGGAGAAAGAGAUUCACAAGGGCUGGACUGUGUCCUUGAUGUGCCCUGCCCUCCUGAGUUCCUGGCGCGGCCAUCUGAAGAGCAUUGUGCACCUGGAGUAUGUGGAACGCUUUCGCCUCAUUGUCACUGCCAGCCUUGACUGCAACGUCCGUCUAUGGACAAUUGCUGGAAAAUAUAUUGGUACAUUUGGUCAGGGAAUGUGGUGUGUUGGUGAUCCAAGUGCCAUUCCCAGGGAGCUGCCUGCGGACCUGAAGAAGGCUGGAUCCUGCCAGACACUGAAAGUCCUUAAUGAGGGGAGAUACCCUCACUGGAAUUGUGCCAAACGCAUUGUGGAGAACCUGAGAGCUCAGAAAAGGCACCAGUCAGACAUAACCAAGUUUGGCGAGGCCACCACUCUGACAGAACUGGUCGCUGCAGAUCCACGUAUUGUUAAGUACACAGAUGAACAGGUAGAGAACACAUGGACAAUGUGGCAGGAGAAGGGCAAACAGACUAGCAGUAUCUUAGGACAGGCAUACAAACAGAAGGUUAGACAUCAUCUGCCAUCCUGCCCCCCGGAUCUUCAGACACCCCACAACAGCCAUGAGCAGCUUAGGGUAUACAACUGCAUGCCCUACUCCAGUCUGCUGCCUAUCAUCCAGCCCCCCGUCCCAGAGCUUCUGAGGGACAGCCAUCUCAGGGCCCAGGAGGGACCAGAGACAACCAAGCAAAAGAAGCCUGCCAAGCGCAGGCCCCACACACGCUACAUGGCUGUCCUGCCCAGGCCAGGCCUCAAACGCUCCCAAACCAGCAAGCCUGCUUGAGAGAAUCCUGCCCAGGAGAAUGUAGACAUACAGUCUAUACAACACAAAUACAUCACAUGUUCUGCAACAAACUGAGUAUGGUUUAUUUAUAUUUUAGAACAUCCCUGCUUAUGCUGAUCAAGGUGACAAAAAACAGCAUUCUCAGAGAUAAUAAUUUAGAAAAAUCCCAGUUUUCCCCUUUUUAUAGUUUUUCUAACUUUGUCCUCUGUGAGAAAGAAGUGUAAUCUCAGGAAUUUCAGUUUCUGUUGCAGACAUUUAUUGAGCCCAUGGUAGUAUAAUUAACAGUGCAAUAUGAAUCAGGUCAAAUAUCUACUAUUUGUUUCCCUUCACAAGAAAACAAAACGAAUGUGUUAAUUCAUUUAAUUAAGUCACUUAGUAGUUGGUGGUUUUUCCCAAGGUUUCAGUCUUCUCACCAUCUGAGAGGGAGUGGGAGAUUCAUUGCUUGGUUUUAUGUCAACCUUUGACAGGCCAGGGAUUUCCUCGCCUGCUUCGAUUAGUCGCAUCACUUCUGCGAAUGAGAGGGGUUCUGCAUUCGUAGUCCUAUCAGUGGAACUUCCAGUUCCAGUGUUGCUACAAUUUGAGUCUGUAAUUGAUUCAUGGUUCGAUUUCUGCACCUGUUGUUGCACAGUGUCCCCUGUGAAGGAUGACAGUUUUUCUGUCACAGAGAAACGUCGUCUCCACUCUUUGUACCCCUCCGAAUCGAUAGGUUCAACGAACCUGAAGGAGAAUUAAAAUAAAGACCACAUCGUCGAUAAUCAAAUUUGAUCAUGUA
Molecule: messenger RNA, 4526 nt
Organism: Osmerus eperlanus (European smelt)
Lineage: Eukaryota; Metazoa; Chordata; Actinopteri; Osmeriformes; Osmeridae
Product: WD repeat-containing protein on Y chromosome-like
Exons: 27
Coding region: 62-3754 (1230 amino acids)
Molecular function (GO): protein binding; calcium ion binding
Source: RefSeq, a predicted model, not a curated record